UCAGGUUUUUCGUUUGUUGUACCUCAUAGUUUGUGGAGUUCAAUUUAUUAUUUAGUUUGUGGUAGUAAACUAGAAAGUGAAAACUGGACAUCCUACAGAUUUUGUUGUUUUGUGUUAUUACUUUGCUCGACCAGUGUUAUAAUAUAAUGUGAACUACAAAACAAUAACCAGUAAAAUGAUAAAUGAUAAGUUGAUUUUGUCGUGUAACGAAAUAACUUCGUAGUGUACUUUAGAACCAAUAUUUACAUCGAUUGCUAAAAUGAAGUGCUGUGUGACUUCGUGUAACUCGACAAACACAAUAUACAGCAAUUCGAAAUCAAUUACCUUUCAUAAGUUUCCUGUAGACAAAGUUCGGCGAGAUGCCUGGUUCGCAGUCCUUGGCAUAGAAGAGAGCCAGCUGCCAGAUUCUCCAGUGGUCUGCUCUCUACAUUUUAAAGAUGAAAACUUCUAUGAGGGCAAGAAUGGGUUAAGGGUAGUGCAGAGGUGUGCUGUGCCUUUCGUUCAGGUCUGUGUGGUAUGUCUAGACACUGACAGCAAACUGUAUCCAUUGAGCAAAUAUAAUUUAGAACAGACGUACGAAACCAUAACUGGACUUGCGUUGCGAGAUCUUACUAACUUCACGGCUACAGUAUGUCCAGAAUGUGCCCAGCGGUUAUUAAACUGUAGUCAGUUCAGAGACAAGAGUUUGAGAGGUCACGCUGCGUUGGUGGCGUUAAUCAAAAAACACGAAUUGCUCACAGUACCUUAUAUAAAAACAAUAAAUCGCUCUCACAAUAAUUUUACAUCUAAUCUAGUCAAGAAAACGUUCAAACCCAACCACCGUGACCGUAAUUUUAUAGACAAUAAAGAUGACAUGAGACAAGAUGAGACAGAGAUUGAGAUAGAGGAAAAAGAAGAAAAACUCUUAGUUAAAGUAGAAAAGCAAGAACCCGUGUUAGUUUUUGAACCUGUAGCAAUAAAUGAAAAAGCGAAAGAUGAUAGUCAUAAGGAACUAUCACAGCGAGUUAUAAAAAAUGAUUUAAAUGAAGAUAUUGAUAUUGAUAUAGAUUUUCUGAACGAUGAUUACGACAAAGAUGAUGAUUUUUACAAUAACGAUGAUGAUGACGUUUCUAAUGACAGUGCUGAUAAAGCUUUAGGUGUGAAAAAUGACAAACUACCUGUCAAAAACAAGGCGGAAGACAGCGACAGUGACGUGGAACUGGUCAAUAAAAUAGAAAAUGACAGUGACAUAGAAGAGAUAAAACACGAUGAAAAUAAUGAGAAAUUACAAAAUAAAGUCAGCAGAACAUUAAAGAGAACCAGAAAAGUUACUUUCAAAAACGGCCGCAACGCUAAAGUUAAUAAAGCACAGAUUAAGAGUAACAAAAAAAUAACUAAAAAAGUUAGCGGGGCAAAAGCGAGAAGUACAAAUCCUAGAGCGGUUAAAUCAGAAACUAAAGUUAACCUCAAAAAGUCUAAUGUUAAACCGGAUCCAGGUGCCAGUCUCACCCUCUUCGAAAUGACAAAAUUAACUCACGAGGAACAAAUACAAGAUGUUGAGAAGAGAAAAGAAUCCUCCAAUUACAAGUUCUCCAGCUUCCAAUGCAAUUUCUGCUACAGAGGCUUCAUAUGCAAUUCUACUUAUACAAGACAUAUGGAGAAACAUUCUAAGGCGUUCGGAAACGUGGAAUGCCCUAUAUGCAAGAAGUACUUCAAGGACCGCAGUUCACUGGCGAAGCAUGCAAAGAGCCACACCACGCGAUAUAACUGCACCCAGUGCGAAUUCUUCUCUAUGAACUUGGAAUCUGCUCGGAUGCACGAGCGCUGGCACAAAGGGUCCAAAUACAAAUGUCCGCAGUGCGACGACGAGUUCUCCAAGUACACGACAUACAUAACCCACCUGCGAGUAAAGCACCCUUCGGACUUCAUCUGCAGCCACUGCGGGUACUCGUUCAUCAGCCAGAAGGGAUUGGAGUUCCACAUAUACAGGACCCAUAGACUCGACAAAGUCGCGCUUCAGGAGGAGUUGACGGGCCCGCGAUGCGAGGAAUGCAAUAUACGCUUCGCGUCCGACACCGCGUACGAACAGCACAUGAAGGUGUCGCCCAAACACCAUAAGCCCGAGACGGGUGUACGGAACCAGUUGCUGCCGCGGCGUCGCUACAAGAAGGGAAGCGGUACGACCUACGUCACAUGCGAACAAUGCGGCAUGCAGCUGAAAGACUUCACGAUAUACAUGUUCCACUUCAAGCGGGAGCACCCGGGCGAGACACAGACACAACACGCCCUGCGGCCCCGGGAGUGCCUCUGCGAGCAGUGCGGCCGGAGCUUCCAGACUGCCUUCCAUCUAAAGGACCACAUGACUAAACACACCGGCCAGAAGAACUUCCAGUGCAAUGUUUGCGACAAGCGGUUCCGCACCAAGGCCUUCCUGGACAAGCACAAAGAGACGCACGCGACCACGAGGAAACUGCACAAGUGCCACGUGUGCUGCAAGACAUUCACCAGCCCCUCCAGCCGCAACCGACACUUGCUGAUCCACAAGGAAAAAGCUUACAAAUGUGAUAUCUGCGAGAAAGCCUUCAGCAACGGGUCGGACAGGAACACACAUGUGUCCCAUGUGCAUCUCAAGGUGCCCUGGCCCAAGCGGAACCGAGGGACCAGUGGAAAGGCUGCGAGACCAGAGAAGGAGGCCUACGAUGAGUGAAGUGAACCAAACAUAAGUGCAGUGUUCAGUGACAAUGAGUGCUAAAGUGUCAAAAUACAGUUCUUGAUACCUCCUCCGAGAAGUUAUUAUCAACAUUAUAAACCCAUCACUGGCCAACACGGGUUUCUCAGCAUGAAAAGGAUAUGGUUGGAGCCCACCAUGCCGGCCAAGUUCGGAUCGCUAGACUACCUACAUCUUUUGGGAAUAUCAAUGAGAUGCAAGAAAGCUAGUGAUAUUUUCAUUGCUCAAAUUAAAAACACACAUAACUCUGAAAACUUUGAGGUGCAUGCGGGGAAUCGAACUCUGUAUGUCUAUGAAAAGGAGGCCGAAUCAUCUUUUACCACUAAGCUAUUACUGCUACCAUAAAAACUAGGUAUUGUGGAUACAUUAUAAAGUGCUGCAUUAGAACAGAAGUGGCAAUGGUGACGGGAUAACUUGCAAGGAGUCCAUGUCAGUUGAAAAAAAUAGGGGUUGAUGAUAUGUAAAAGGAGGUCAUGGAUAGUGGAUCUCAUUUUAGAAGGUCGUGUCUUUAAUUUUGGAAUUUCAAAUAAAAUAUAUGGUUAGAAAGUUAAAUUUGUUUAAAAUCGAGUAGCACAAUAUUCUUGUGGAGAAAAGUUAUCGAGGUUGCUUAAAAAAAAAAAAAGUAUGUGUACCUAUGUAAAAUAAAAAUCUUUU
Molecule: messenger RNA, 3361 nt
Organism: Pararge aegeria (speckled wood butterfly)
Lineage: Eukaryota; Metazoa; Arthropoda; Insecta; Lepidoptera; Nymphalidae
Product: zinc finger protein 879-like
Exons: 13
Coding region: 260-2686 (808 amino acids)
Biological process (GO): regulation of DNA-templated transcription
Cellular component (GO): nucleus
Molecular function (GO): DNA-binding transcription factor activity, RNA polymerase II-specific; RNA polymerase II cis-regulatory region sequence-specific DNA binding; zinc ion binding
Source: RefSeq, a predicted model, not a curated record